AUGGCUAGGACGAAAGUGUCAGCUAGAAAAUCGCCAAGAAAGGAGCAACAAAGACUCUACCUGGAGGAAGCAAACAUCUACGAGACGUCUCUACGCGAAAUCCGACGAUACCAAAAAUCUACCGAUCUCAUAAUACCGAAACUGCCAUUUCAAACACUUGUGCGAGAAAUCGCACAAGAUAUUUCUUUGACUGCAGAUCUGAGAUGGCAGUCAUCGGCGAUCUUAGCUCUUCAAGAAGCUGCUGAGGCAUUUCUUGUCAAGGAGUUUGAAAUGACAAACCUCUGCGCAGUACAUGCCCAUCGAGUUACUAUUCAAGCUAAAGACAUGGAGCUAGUGGACAGACUCCGAAGAAUCAUGACUGGUUCGGGAUAUAGAUUUGAGAACAGGAAAGCUUGA
This is a messenger RNA of Talaromyces stipitatus ATCC 10500, 396 nucleotides long. Its product is annotated as histone H3, putative. Gene Ontology annotation, molecular function: structural constituent of chromatin; protein heterodimerization activity; DNA binding. The record is from RefSeq and is a predicted model, not a curated record. NCBI's taxonomy places the organism in Eukaryota, Fungi, Ascomycota, Eurotiomycetes, Eurotiales, Trichocomaceae. Gene Ontology annotation, cellular component: nucleosome. The coding region runs from base 1 to 396 and encodes 131 amino acids. The transcript has 3 exons.